Saprolegnia parasitica CBS 223.65 is the source of this 1287-nucleotide messenger RNA. RefSeq lists its product as hypothetical. NCBI's taxonomy places the organism in Eukaryota, Oomycota, Saprolegniomycetes, Saprolegniales, Saprolegniaceae. Gene Ontology annotation, cellular component: extracellular region. The record is from RefSeq and is a predicted model, not a curated record. The transcript is spliced from 2 exons. The coding region runs from base 1 to 1215 and encodes 404 amino acids.
AUGGAACGGCUCUGCGCUGCGACGGUGGCGCUCAUGCUGGCGACGUCCGCGACCGCUGCGUCUUGCACGACGGACCAAAAUGCGACGAUCAACAACUUUUUGGCGGCCAACGUUUCGACCUCGUGCGUUGCGAGCAUGCCCAGCUGGAAGAGCUCGAUGACGUUCGCAGAUGGACUCUAUUCCGAUCAAUACCUCAUGUGUCGGCCACCGUGCCAGGCCGACCUGCAGAACCUCACGAGCAGAAUUCCAAGCUGCACCGAUGACGCCGGAACUUACACCAAGGUCGACCAACUAAAUCAACUGUGCACCAACAUGACGCGUCCAACGACCAACGGCGGUGCGUGCACGACGGGCGACGUGAUCUUGGUCAACGGCCUGAUGAUCCACGAACCAGUGUGGCUCAAUUGCUCCAGUGACAAGAACAAAAACUUGUACUACCUUUCAGCCGCCACCACCGAAGAGGCCAAGACGUUGUGUGCGUCCUCCACCUGCACGGCCUUUAUCAACUCGAUCGCCAAGCUAAUGCCCAACUGCGUCAGAGAAGAUGGGAACAACACGAUGGACGAAUUCCGACAUCGGUUUGGGUGCACGCCUGCGGCAGUCGGGGCGAAUUGCUCCAUGGUCGAUAUGGUGGUCAAGUACGAUGCACAUGGCGCAAGGCUUUGGUCCAACUGCUCGACGUUUCUCAACGCUUCGCCUACUACUACGCUCGGUGACCUCGCGUAUGGUGUCGCUGAGACACCAGGAGACUUGCCGUCGGGCUUUUGCGCGUCGACCUGCCCAGCGAACUACUUGUCGACGAGAAAGACAUUUUCAUCCCUGGAGCCAGCGCCGACACCCGCUCCGACACCCACUCCAAUGCUUCUGCCGUCCUGCACGACAGACCAAGAGACGAAGAUCGAGAAUUUCUUGGCGGGCUACGUCUCAAUCACGUGCGCUACGAGCAUCAGCAGCACGUGCUCAACGACGGGAACGUUUGCGGUCUCGGGUCCAAUGGCAACGUUUACCGUGUCGACCGUCUCGGGUGUCUGCGGCAGCGUCUUUACGACCAACGCAAAGCUCUCGGUGCCCAUUUCGUUCUCCACCGACUGCAACCAACUCACACUCAGCUACACGGGCACACCGUCGACGCUGCAGCGAACGUCCAACGCAGAGACCGCGGCCACGAGUGCGAUGCUGCUUCUUGGCGUUUUCCUCGCGUGGGGUGCGCUCUAAACGGCCGAUGGGAUGGCUCUUGCAUAGUUGAUUAUCAUAUUUAAGACUGAAAAAUACACUGGAUUUGCACGU